GUAAUCCUCACCUUGAUUGGUCUAAACCAGCGCCUCUUCUGUUGCGGGUGCCCCUGUUGCGAGAGACCUUGCCACUUCGAGCACCUCUUCCAUUUCGCGGCUCUGAACUCUUACUCCUAGUCCAGCCAAGCAAGAAAAUGUGCCCAGUUGGCACGGAGCUUUGGAACACGGGCGCGCUGCGCAGUGAGUCCUGCGCACAUUGCGAGGCCAUUGGUGCUUCGGUUGCGUCAACGCCGGCCCACUUCGAUGGCCGCGCGUUGCGCAUCGGAAGUGCCAACGGGGCUGCCAACCUGCUGGCCAAGCCCCAGCAGUCGCCCGAGGCCAAGGCCACGCCAUCACCCGGCGGCGACCAGGCGCCGUUCAACAGCCCCCGCGCGCAGCUGAGCGCCAGCGGGCCGCGCACCGGCGGUGUCACGCCCCGCCGCCUGGACCUGGACUUCCUCGAGCCCGAGGGCAACGCCAUCAGCGCACCCUCGCCGCCUGGCGGCAAGGCUCCGCCGCAGCUCCCGCACUGCUCGCCUGUUCCCCUCCCGCUGCUGGAGCAUGGAGCCGCUGCCUCGCCCCUCCCUGUGGACCCGUGCGACACACUGCGCCAGGCCGUGAUGCAGUACAUCCCCGACCUGGGCGCGCCGCGGAUCUGGGAGGAGGAGCAGGUGUUGGGCUGCGUGGAGGUCAGCCAGGCGGGGGGCGACCCCGCCGUCCGCACCGUGUACCAGAUGGAGGUGGAUCUGCAGGACGGCGCCGGCCGCGCCAUGCCUCUGGCUUGCAAGGGCGUCAAGGUGGUGCUGUCGGAGGCUGAGGACGCGGCCCUGGCGGCGGGCGGGGCGGGUGAGGCGGACGUGCCGGUCGGCUUCCUGCCGGCGCUGCAGGAGGCGGUGUCGUGGGUUGCGGUGGCGCGGCGCUUCCGGCUUGUACACGGCGAGGAGGCGCUGGGCCGCUGCUUCCCCGUGGUGUUUGGCUGGGACGUGCUGCAGCCGGCGCCCCGCACAUACGAGUUUGUCAUGUACAUGGAGUGGAUGGACAACGGCACCGUGUUCGACUACCUCAAGAACAUCAUGACGGCGCCGGCUCUGCCCGAGGGUGACAUGUACGAGAUGGUGCUGGACGCCAUGCGCCAGAUGGUGAACCUGGUGGACUCCGCCAACAAGGCAGGCCUGUGCUUCGGCGACCUCAAGGCGCAGAACAUGCUCGUGGACGCGGAAGGGAACUUCAAGCUCAGCGACGUGGACGGUGUCAGCCACAGCUACCUCAGCGACCUGAGUGCCGCACACACCGCGGCCAACGCCGCGGCGGCUGCUGCCGCCGCCUCCUGCACCGACGCUGUCAGCGCGCGCAUCGCCGGCAAGGCCGCCGCCUCGCUGGUGUGGUCGGCGCGGUCUCUUUUGCCCGCGCCCGUAGAGCCCUACAUGGCUACGGACAUCUACUCGCCGCCCGAGUUCUGGGUGGGCUGGGCCCGGGAGGCGCUGGUGAGCGGUGAGGCGGCCGGCCGCGCCUACGAGUGGGACAUGAUGCAGCUGCGCGAGGAGGCGGUGGAGCAGCCGUGCUGGCCCGGCGCAGUGAUGCUGCUGGACAGCCUAAAGAGCGAGUGCGCCACACGCGAUGCCGCGCUGGAGUGGCUGCAGCUGCAGGGCAUGAACGGCGGCCGCAGCUACAUGUGCGGCGCCUCGCACACCUACCUCCUGGGUGCGACCAUCAGCCACCUGCUGCGGGCGGUGGAGACCGAGCUGAGCGCGCGGCCUGGCGCGGCGUAUGUGCAGCAGCUGGCGUUUGUGAGCGAGCUGGAGGACGUGAUGGUGGGGCUGAUGACGGAGGAGCCCGCCAGCCGGCCCAGCCUGCAGCAGCUGCGGCGCCGGCUGGCAGAGAUGCGCGGCGACUGGUGCUACUGGGGCUGAAGAGCGGGAGGGGCAGGUAGGGGCUUACCUGGCAUCAUGGAUGCCAGGAAGCGGACACCCGCGCGCUUCACCGCGUACGUGCAGUAGUCGGCAGGGAGCAGGGAUGGGAUAAUUGUUGUAGCCUGGGCCGUGUUGCUUGUGGCGGUGGCGUGCGAGUGCGGGGGCAGGUACAGUGACGGUACACGGCAGGUGGUAUGCCAGCGUGGGGAGACAUAAGUAGUACGGUAUCGCGGGCGCCGAUACGGACGGCGUACGGGGCGGAUGCAAGAGCGCAUCAUCCGGUAGUGAACGUGUACGUAGGCGUGUUAGGACAAGGACUAGAGAACCAUGUAGCAGCUUCCCUUUGUCAAGGCUGACAAGACUGAUUGAUUGAUCAUGAGCACUAGCGUUUUAGACUGAUUGAUUGAUUCAAUACAACCCUUGAUUCAACCCAAUGCGUACCGUAUGGUAAAUCUAGUGACUCUUUAGCUGGUGGUUGAGGAGCGAGCGUGGGGCCUGACUGGCUCUGCAAGCGGUUGACAGUUACGAUGCAUGGUUGACCGUGGAAUAAUGGGUCAGCUAUGAAGUAGGCACUCCUGGUUUGAGAAGGCGAAGCGUUGAGGAGGGAAGGAACUUGACGAGGCAAGAAAGGAUGGCGAGUAUGAGCUGGUAUGAGCAGCAGGGCCUGGCGGCCGGGCCCGGGAACUCCCGAGUCCUGUAGUAUGUUGGACAGGCGGAGUAAUGCACUGUAAACCUAAUCCAGC
Messenger RNA from Chlamydomonas reinhardtii, 2635 nucleotides. RefSeq lists its product as uncharacterized. NCBI's taxonomy places the organism in Eukaryota, Viridiplantae, Chlorophyta, Chlorophyceae, Chlamydomonadales, Chlamydomonadaceae. The record is from RefSeq and is a predicted model, not a curated record. The coding region runs from base 138 to 1892 and encodes 584 amino acids. Gene Ontology annotation, molecular function: protein kinase activity; ATP binding. The transcript has 6 exons. Gene Ontology annotation, biological process: protein phosphorylation.